AUGAGGGAAGUGAAUCUACUCAACCGCCUUGCCCGUCAGUUCCUGUUCCUCAUCGUAUUGCUGACCCAGAUGUGCGGCGUCACCACGUUCGUCUAUAGCUCAAAGGCCCAAGGCUUUCGGCAAUCCGGAAUCCUGCGGUUAUACUCCAGCCUAAUACUCUCCCUGGUGGCUUUCGUUCUCGUCAUUAACAUAAGUAAAAUGUUUGAUAAGCUGCAAGUUGUGUGGCCAUAUCUGGUUGGCAGCAUUGUGAUGCUGGUAGUUCGUGUCCAGGGAUUUAUGGAUAGUUCGGAUAUCGUUGAGUUGCUGAAUGAAAUUCUUGAAAUACUCAGACAGGUUAAGGUGAUGGCCAGGAAUCCGAAUAUCUUUCGCUUGAGGCACUUUAUGCUGUUACUCUUGACUCUGCAGAAUCUUCUACGAUCUCUUACUAUGCUGAUAGGAUUUAAAAAGUUCUCCGAAGAAGCCUAUGAUACUUUGGCCAAUACCAUUCUAAUGCUUAUCCUGCUGGGAGUUCUUUUGAGUUUCCUCCUCCAGAUCACCCUCAAUAUCUGCCUGUUUGUGGUGCUCAUUGCUGUUUAUAAUGAACUUCAUCGUGACAUUCAGAGGAUCUCGAAUGAUAUGGAUAAGCUAGGAGCAAGCCAGGUUCUUGAAAGUGGUCAGUUUUUGGUUUUAGUAGAGCAACUUCAAAGGAUCACUGAGCGAGUGAUUCGAUUGCGUUGGAAAGUUUAUAAUCUUACCCUAAGGAUCAUCCGGCACUUUAGGUUUUAUUGGCUGUGUGCUAUUACCUACGGAUUGAUACCCUUUCUAGGCUUUACGGCCAUAGAUCAUCAUGGCUUCUACUACCUUACUGUAUCAGCGUUGAAUAUAAUCUUUCAGUGCACCAUUUUCAAGAUACUUUCAGGGGAGUCAAGGAUCAGCAGAAGUUUUUCUAGCUUUCAGCUGGGCAACUAUCUUAAAGAGAUAGAUAGAAUAAUUGAGGAACUUCUGCAUCAGGAAAUCAGGACAACCAUCCAAGUCACCAUAUAUGGCAUAACACUAGAUACGAGAUUCCUGAUGAAACUACUCUCCAUCAGUGCCUUUUGGGUAUUGGUUAACCGGCAGGGGUACUUACACCUCCAUUGUACUCACUAG
Molecule: messenger RNA, 1128 nt
Organism: Drosophila eugracilis
Lineage: Eukaryota; Metazoa; Arthropoda; Insecta; Diptera; Drosophilidae
Gene: Grl65a
Exons: 2
Coding region: 1-1128 (375 amino acids)
Source: RefSeq, a predicted model, not a curated record